UCGAUACUUGUUUUACGUUAGAGAAAACAUGAGCAAUUUAUACCACCGAGGCCGAAACCGUUUCGAGGAAAGAUCUUACAGUUCAGGCAAUUUGCCCAUCACGGAGAGAUCUGUUACAAAUAACAAAUCUCAAAGUUUUCCUGAUUUGGCAGAUUCAGCGUCACUAACAGCAGAAAAGAUAGGCCAGAGCAACAAACCUAGCAUUCCUUACUUUAACUAUUAUGACUUCAAUAGUUUACCGUCAUCGUCCACCUCAACUGCAGCGCCAAUGCUGUCCUCUGUUGCUCCGACAGAGUAUGGCGAAUAUCGAGUAACACCACCAACAUUAAAAACGAAGGCGGCGAUAGGUUUCUUAGACGAUUUCACCCCACAAAAGGGACAAAAACUUCUAAAAAACUCUAAUAUGUUCGAUGGGACGUGCAGUCUUUGGCCUGACUCAUCGCUGGAACGCUUGCCUCCCGAGCAAGGACGCAUGCAGAUGCUAAAGUCUGUUUACUUUUCCCGAAAUAAUUAUGAUUUGGAUAAAGAAAAUGCUCACUUCAAGUUUGCCGAGGCUUUGAUAUCAACCUUCGAAUUAUUAAAAUGGAAAAAAUGUGUGAACUGCUCUUCUAAGGACUCUCUGUAUUCUACAAACUGGGAUUCGAAUCUUGACAACAGUUCAACAGUGUACAAACAUUCAGACGAAGAUAUUGUUGCUGAAGAAAACUUUGAUGCUGUCGAAGCAAGAGAAAAUGAAUGUGAUAUAAAGACAUACUCUGCCGAAGAAAUUGCAAUGGGCCUUCUUAAUAAGUUUCAAGACAAACAAUUGCCAUUUGCAUGCGAUUUCAUGUGGAUGGUUUGCGAAAAAGAUGUACCUCAAAACAAUCUUCCGAUGCCAAGCGGGAAUAUAAUCGAUCCGGAUGAAAUGCACAUACUAGACGUAGGAACCUUAUUCAGAGGAACCCAUGAAUGGGCACCUCCUCGGCCACAAGUCAUAUUUACCUAUAAGCCUCCUUCAUUAGAUCGCCGUGCACAAAUGAAAAUGCAAGGAAACCGUUGCGAAGGAUGCGGUAUUAAAGUAAACCAAGCGUAUAUUAACAGGUACAGGUAUUGCCAUUACACUGGAAAGUACAACUGCUCCAGUUGUCACAAGAAUCAGAUGGCAAUAAUUCCAGCUCGAGUUAUUCAAAGGUGGGAUUUCACGAUUCUUCCAGUAAGUGUAUUUGCUUAUCGGAUUCUUUGCGAUAUUUGGAACACUCCGCUGUAUCGUGUCAAUCAUCUGUGCCCAGAGUUGUACAACAAUGUCAAACAUCUUAGAAGUGCUCGCCAAAUUCGAGUAAAUUUAAAAUAUGUUAAAGAUUUCAUAAUGAUUUGUCGCCAUGCAGAAAGCAUCCAUUCUGUUUUCCAAGAAGUGCCUGACUAUUUUACAUCCGAUGUUGACAUGUAUGGCAUGGCAGAUUUUUUGGCUGUAAAAAAUGCUCUGUAUGGCACGCGGAUUUGUUUGUGAAAAGUGUAUUGAUAAAAGUGCAGAGGAUGUCGGAUUGAGCAGUAAGAACAUACUACUACCUUGGCAAUCGAACGUUUAUCGUUGCGAUAAGUGUGGUACAUGUUAUCACAAAACAUGUUGGAAGAAAGAACAGAAUUGUAAAAAA
This is a messenger RNA of Anopheles cruzii, 1631 nucleotides long. It is a transcript of the gene Rubicon, whose product is annotated as run domain Beclin-1-interacting and cysteine-rich domain-containing protein. The record is from RefSeq and is a predicted model, not a curated record. The transcript is spliced from 5 exons. Bases 29 to 1486 code for a protein of 485 amino acids. Gene Ontology annotation, molecular function: phosphatidylinositol phosphate binding. Lineage: Eukaryota; Metazoa; Arthropoda; Insecta; Diptera; Culicidae. Gene Ontology annotation, cellular component: intracellular membrane-bounded organelle.